This is a messenger RNA of Megalobrama amblycephala (Wuchang bream), 2345 nucleotides long. It is a transcript of the gene gabrr2a, whose product is annotated as gamma-aminobutyric acid type A receptor subunit rho2a. Gene Ontology annotation, molecular function: extracellular ligand-gated monoatomic ion channel activity; GABA-A receptor activity; neurotransmitter receptor activity. Gene Ontology annotation, cellular component: neuron projection; membrane; GABA-A receptor complex. The coding region runs from base 460 to 1890 and encodes 476 amino acids. Lineage: Eukaryota; Metazoa; Chordata; Actinopteri; Cypriniformes; Xenocyprididae. The transcript is spliced from 10 exons. The record is from RefSeq and is a predicted model, not a curated record. Gene Ontology annotation, biological process: chemical synaptic transmission; monoatomic ion transmembrane transport; nervous system process.
AGAGCAAAGAGGACACAGACAACGCGCCGACUGAUAAGACAGAUCAGGUUACUUAUGAUAUAAAACUAAGUCUCAGCUUUUAAAUUCUGUCAAUUUUACUACGGGAUUCAAACAAUACUUGUGGUUGUGACGCUGUUUAACGUGGAGUGGCAGAUCGCUGUAACACCUCAGUUCAAGCGACAACUGUGGGAAGCGCGUGUAUGCCCACCGCUGAUGCCAUGUGGUCAAAGCAGCUGUGCAGCUGAUAACCAAUGACAGGCAGCAGACGCCGCGCGGAGCUGCAGCAUGAGUCGCGUCGCGCUGAUAUUUAAACCAUUCUCACAUCGCGCAUGCCAGAGAUGAGAGCUGCAGCGAUUUCUGCGCUGAGAACGGAAAGAUGCUGCCUUUCCCGAGCCACCGCGUUCAUGGAUUAAGCUGGAUUUCAGGACACACCUGUAGAUUUUUCACCUACUCUGCAUAAUGCCUUAUCCGAGUCAGUUACUGAUUUUAGUGCUCUUCCUGGGCUCGUUUGGGGAAUGCUGGAAUAAACACGCAACGAGAGAGAGGAGGUGGACCGGAGCUGUGGAAACUCAGAAGCAUGGGACCUCCCUAGCAAAGAAGCCGCCAGAUGUGACAAAAUCACGACGACUGAAAACGGAGCAGUUGUUGAAAGUGGAUGAUCACGACUUCACCAUGAGGCCCGCAUUUGGAGGUCCUGCUAUUCCAGUGGGAGUUGAUGUACAAGUUGAAAGCUUGGACAGUAUUUCAGAAGUAGACAUGGACUUUACUAUGACAUUAUACCUGAGACACUACUGGAAGGAUGAGCGCUUGUCCUUCACCAGCACCACAAAUAAAAGCAUGACUUUCGACGGCCGCUUGGUGAAGAAGAUCUGGGUUCCCGAUGUCUUCUUUGUCCACUCUAAAAGAUCUUUUAUUCAUGACACCACCACAGAAAAUAUCAUGCUGAGAGUGUUCCCUGAUGGUCACGUUCUCUACAGCCUGAGGGUCACUGUUACAGCAGCCUGCAACAUGGACUUCAGCCGUUUCCCACUGGAUUCACAGACCUGCACUUUGGAGUUGGAGAGCUACGCCUACACGGAUGAGGAUCUGAUGCUAUACUGGAAAAGUGGAGAUGAGUCUUUGAGUAUAGAUGACAAAAUCUCUCUCUCUCAGUUCCUCAUACAGAAGUUUCACACUACCUCUCGGCUGGCUUUCUACAGCAGCACAGGAUGGUACAACCGCCUGUACAUAAACUUUACACUUCGCCGCCACAUCUUCUUCUUCUUGCUGCAGACAUAUUUCCCUGCCACUCUUAUGGUUAUGUUGUCCUGGGUGUCGUUCUGGAUUGAUCGCAGGGCUGUUCCAGCCAGAGUUUCAUUAGGUAUCACCACGGUGCUUACUAUGUCUACCAUCAUCACUGGGGUGAACGCCUCCAUGCCCAGAGUCUCCUACAUCAAAGCUGUGGACAUUUACCUGUGGGUUAGUUUUGUGUUUGUGUUCCUGUCUGUCUUGGAGUAUGCGGCAGUCAACUAUCUGACCACGGUCCAGGAGAGGAGAGAGCGUAAGCUCAGAGAUCGAGCAGCUCGAGAGCAGUCAUUACCAUGCACCUGCGGUAUGUCCCACACCAGGACCAUGAUGUUGGAUGGGACUUACAGUGAGGCUGACACCAACAGCUUGGCUGGCUACACAGAGGCUCCCAUGGUUCCAGAAGAAGUGGUGCCAGAGAAACAGGAGCAUAUGGUGGUUCACAUGUCAAUGAGCAGCGAGUCCACCGCCACUAAAAAAAAGGGCAUCCGGGCAUUUAAAAAGGGCAUUUACCAGAACACGCAUGCCAUUGAUAAGUACUCCCGCAUGAUCUUCCCAGGAGCCUAUAUAAUUUUCAACCUUAUUUACUGGUCGGUGUACUGCUGAUCAUUCUCCAGCUACAUCCAUCUUGCACUCUUUUGGACUUUUGGAGGUUUAUACAACCAUCCUUCUGACUUUUUGAUGCACAUCAAACAUUGGCUCAUGCGAUACUAAACUGCGGUUACCUUUGUCAUUUUCAUACACAAAAAGACUGACGAAGAGAAAAACGGUUGAGUGCUUCAUAUAGGCCUUUUCAGGUUUAUGACAAAUUAACUGUAAAACACUUGGACUUUUGUACAGGCUUAUGUGUUUUCUCAUGUUUGCAUUAUUGGACUAUUAACUCUUUCCCCACCAGCGUUUUUUUUUUUUAAAAGUUGCCAGCCACCGCCAGUAUUUUUGAUAAUUUUCACGCAAAUUUCAUGGCCCCCAAAAUAUAUUCUUGUAUGAAUAUCUGAACAUGAAAUAUAUAACAAAAGAAAGAACAGAGCCUCUGCUUUUAAUAAAACUGCUGUUUUAUUCUA